Molecule: messenger RNA, 3160 nt
Organism: Anopheles nili
Lineage: Eukaryota; Metazoa; Arthropoda; Insecta; Diptera; Culicidae
Gene: MED15
Product: mediator of RNA polymerase II transcription subunit 15
Exons: 3
Coding region: 1-2982 (993 amino acids)
Biological process (GO): regulation of DNA-templated transcription
Molecular function (GO): transcription coregulator activity
Source: RefSeq, a predicted model, not a curated record
AUGGCAGAAGAUAACUCCUGGAAAACGAGCAAUUUUCGACAAAGUGUUGUUAAUAAAAUCAAUGAAGCCAUUCAGCAGACGGGUAUGACGUCGUCAAAAAAUGGAAUCGAAAUGGAAAACCAUGUUUUUCACAAGGCGCGCAACAAGGACGAAUAUCUUGGUUUCGUAGCCCGGUUAAUCUUGCACGUUCGAGAAAUGAAUACAAAACACAAAAACCAGCAAAACGCUGCAGCGGCAGCAGCCCAGCAAGCACAGCAGGACGGAACCGGUAACACGAGCCAGGGUGGCGGAGGUAUGCCGGAUCCGAUCAACGCCUUGCAGAACCUAGCAUCGCAAGGAACCCGGCCGCAAAUGAUGGGACAAAUGGGUGUUGGUCCUGGGGGACCCAUGGGAGGUCAGAUGGGGGGUGCCGGUAACGCUUCAAAUUUGCUACAUUCUCUGCGCCCGCAAAUGCAGAUGGGAGGCAUGGGAGGUCCUAUGCAGGGCAAUCGGGUCGGAAUGGGUCCGGGACCGGGAAAUCAAAUGGGUGGCAUGAUGGGACCGAACCAGAUGCAAGGCCCUGGUGGACCGGGUGGUGCAAUGGUUGCAGGAAUGGUACCGGGCCAGAUGGGCGUCGGCAUUGGUCCCGGAGGAAUGAGUGGCGGAAAGAUCGUGGGCAUGGGCGGCCAGCAGCAGCAGAUGGCGCAAAUGAACGCGAUGCAGGUGAACCAAAUGCAGCAGGCUCAACAGCAGCAGCAGCAACAGAGCGGAAUGUCCCAACAGCAGCAGCAACAACAGGGUGGCAUGGCUCAAGCUUCCGGUGGCCCUGUGCAGCAGAUGUCUGUAGGACCGAGCGGACCAAGCCAGAUGAAUCCAAUGGUGAUGGGACAAAUUCAAGCGCAAUUACAGAACCAAAACGCAAUGGGUGGUCAGCAGAUGGGAGCGGUCGGUGGUCCAAUGAAUCCCGGAAACCAGAUGGGACCGAUGGUGGGUGCUAAUAACGGAAUGAACCCCCAAACGAUGGGAAUGGGUCCCGGCCAGGUGCUUCGCCAGCAGCAACAACAGCAGGGAAUGCCGCAAGUAGUCAACCCGAACCAGGUACAGAUGGGUCUGGGACCGGGACAGAUGGGGCAGCUGAGUGCUGCCGUGCAAGGGAAUGUCGGUCAUGGCGGUCCUGGCCCAAAUAUGGCGCAAGUGCAGCAACAAGUUGUAGUCCAACAGCAACAACAACAACAUCAGCAGCUACAACAUUUGCAACAGCAUCCUCAGCAACAAAUGCAACAACAGCAGCAGCAUCAACCACAGCUUCAGCAACAACAAAUGCAGCAUCAGCAGCAUCAACAGAUGCAACCGCAUCAGCAACACCAGCAGCACCAACAGCUAGGACAACAGCAUCCACAACAUCCGCAGCAACAUCAGCAGUUGCCGCAGCAUGGCCAACAUCCUCAACUUCAGCAGCAGCAGCAACAGCAGCACCAGCAACAUCAGCAGCAACAACAACAGCAGCAGGUUCUCCUGAAUGCCAUCGGUCAAGGGGCCGGAGUUGGACCAGUUGGGCCAAUGGGGGGACCAAUCGGAGGACCCGGUGGCCCCAACGUUCCUAUGCAGCAAGCAAUGCAGCAACAACAGCAGGCGGCUGCCAUGGGUGCGGGAGGACCUAAUCAAAUGAACACUGGCGUUGGAAUGGGACCGGGAGGAGUGGGCCCUACCGGUGGUGGAGUGAUGGGGCCCGGUCCUGGUCAGAUGCUGGGUGGGGGUGGUGGAGGACCGGCCGGACAACAGGGUAAUUUUGUUGGGAUGGGAGCAAAUGCAAUGGUUCGCAAGCCUCCGGAUAUGAUGCCUGGAGCGAAUGUGUACCCUGGGAGCGGUGGAGCGGUGCGCAGUGUAACGCCAAACAAUUUCUUGCGCCAAUCUCCUUCCCCUUCCGUACCAUCGCCCGUUGGACCUGGUGCGCAUGGACCACAGUCACACCCGGGCCAAAUGAUUCCAUCGCCGGCACUUAUCCCUUCGCCAAAUCCGCACAUGGGCGGCGUUGGUCAACGUUCGACAAUCGGCCAGUCACCCGGUGGAUCGCUUAACACCCCCGGCCAACCUGGAGGCGCCGUACCGAGUCCGCUCAAUCCGCAGGACGAGCAGCUCUACCGGGAAAAGUAUCGAUCGUUAACGAAAUACAUCGAGCCACUGAAGCGGAUGAUUGCCAAGAUGGAAAACGACGACAUCGAUAAGAUCGCCAAGAUGAAGCGGCUGCUCGAGAUUCUCAGCAAUCCAAGCGUUCGCAUUCCGCUGGAGACGCUGCACAAGUGUGAGGCGGCUUUGACGAGCCAACUAGGUUCAAUCCGUGAGACACCUACCAACAACCCGCUGGUGGAAGCCGUUUCGAGCAGUCUUCAGAGCGCAACCGGGAACCAUACGCUGCAACGAACGUUCCGGCCCUGCUUAGAAGCGUUGUUUGGGCCGGACAUCAAAAAUCUGCCCCCGCCGGCGAAACAAGUGAGACUAGCGCAAGAGGAUUCAACUGCUAAUGCGUCCAAUGGGGGCACAACUAGCGGGACCGGGACGGCAACGACGGUUAGCGGUAGCAGCACCGUAUCGACCAUGUCUACACCCCAAGAGAUCCCGCACAUUCUGCAGGGGGAAAUUGCACGACUUGACCAGAAGUUUAAGGUAUCACUAGACCAAUGCGCCAUCAGUGGCACAAGAACGAUUAAGCUGAUCUGCUGGCUGGACGAUAAAAACUUGCCCUGCGUGCCGCCGGUAGCCGUCACCAUCCCGGAAGAUUAUCCCUUCACAGCACCGAGCUGUUCGCUGAUAGAGCAGGAGUACAACGCGACACCAUUCCUAAUUCUGGUGCAGAAAUCGCUGAUGGCGCGUAUCUGUAAGCUACCGGGACUUUUCACGUUGUCGCAUCUUCUGGACACGUGGGAGAUGUCGGUAAGACAGGCCUGCUCGCCAAACCCGACAAUUGUCGCUCCAACUAGCACCAGUGUACUUUUGGGCAUGUAAUCGGCAUCGUAUCGAAAAGAGCGCUAAGAUUCCUUUCUUUUUCAACGGCUAUAUUUGAAUAGUUACAGAUUUUAGGACACUAAAAAUAUAUAUAUAUUACAAAUCAUUGUAUAGGAACCACGUGUUGUUAUCUGAAUCAUUUAUUAACUGCGUAUUAGCGAAUGAAACGUAAAGGGAU